This is a messenger RNA of Beauveria bassiana ARSEF 2860, 2520 nucleotides long. RefSeq names its product Actin-like protein. Gene Ontology annotation, cellular component: cytosol. The record is from RefSeq and is a predicted model, not a curated record. Gene Ontology annotation, biological process: dehydro-D-arabinono-1,4-lactone biosynthetic process. The coding region runs from base 1 to 2520 and encodes 839 amino acids. The transcript has 3 exons. Gene Ontology annotation, molecular function: D-arabinose 1-dehydrogenase [NAD(P)+] activity. NCBI's taxonomy places the organism in Eukaryota, Fungi, Ascomycota, Sordariomycetes, Hypocreales, Cordycipitaceae.
AUGGAAGCUCAGCGCGCAGCUUCCCGGCCCUUGUCCGAGGUACUGCCACCGCUGAUCUUGGGGACCGCCACUUUCAACCACCAAUACCACCCCGACCCGACGCAGAUGCCAUAUGUCGAGAUUGUCCGCCGCGCUCUCGAUCACAAUAUUACUGCCUUCGAUACGUCACCUUACUACGGGCCGUCCGAGGUCCUCCUGGGCGAUGCGCUGCGCCGUAUAGAGCCGGCUCCGCCUCGCGACUCGUAUUUCCUCAUCACGAAAGCCGGCCGCCUUGCUGGCGACGAGUUUGACUAUUCCCCAGCCUGGGUGCGAUACAGCAUAUUCCGAAGUCUUGAACGACUUGGAACAGAUCGCCUCGACCUUGUCUAUAUGCACGAUGUAGAAUUUGUGUCUCCUGCCGAGGUACUCGGCGCUGUCACCGAGCUAAGGCGGCUUCGUGAUCAAGGCGUCAUCCAGUAUGUUGGCAUCAGCGGAUACCCCGUGGAUACUCUGGCUUCCCUCGCGGAGAUGAUAUUUCGUGAAACUUCGGAGCCGAUUGAUGCUGUUUUAUCCUAUGGGCACUUUUGUGUACAAAACGCUCAGCUUGGUCGCCCGGAGCUUCUGGAGCGGUUUGCAUUGUCCGGUGUCAACUGUAUCCUGAAUGCCAGUAUGCUGGGCAUGGGCUUGUUGACUUCGAAUGGGGUCAACAGUCUUCCUAUGGCUGCCUGGCAUCCAGCACCGGAGGAGCUGCGAGAGGCGUGUCACGGUCUUGCUGCCAUUGCCGCAACAGAAAAUAGGCACCUGGAAGAGGUGGCGAUUCGCUGGUCUUUGCGCAACUGGAUCUACCAGGGCUCCAAGUUUGGUACCCAAAAUUACAAGUUCGAUACCAACAGCAGUUUUCCCCCGCGUAUUGGGGCGAGCGUCAUGGGCGUUUCGACAGUUGACCAACUGGAGGAGACCUGGCAGCUGUGGCAGAGCGUCACGAAUGAGCAGGUUCAAGAUGCUACAAACGUCUUAGUAGAGAAGCAAAUGUGGCCAAGCCUGGGAGAAUGGAAGGAUUUCGCAUGGAAAAGCGGCGGGCCGUCUUUCAUCAACACUCGCAAGGUCAUGGGCGUUGUCCCAAAUGAUGAUAUUGCGAAACGAAGCGGCCUUUCCGCAGGCCGAGGUGUUGACGAUGCGAAACUACACCUCUCGAUUCAUAUGGCCGGGGGAAAGAAGGGUAAAGUCUCGGCAUUGCCUCCAAAGCCGAGAAAUACGUUCGUUCUUGACAAUGGCGCCUCUACCUUGAAGGCGGGCUUUGUCCGCGACGGACGGGCUGACGAACCUCGAAUAAUUCCAAAUUGCAUCGCCCGCGACCGAACACGAAAAAUAUAUGUCGCUUCAGAGCUGGAAAGAUGUACCGACUUUGGCGAGAUGCAAUUCCGACGACCCGUUGAAAAGGGCUUCAUUGUCAACUGGGAGGUGCAGUCAGAAAUUUGGGACUACGAAUUCUUUGGAAGUCGAGCGCCACUCCAAUGCGACCCGUCAGAAACGCGACUCGUGCUUGCAGAGCCGCCAAAUGGGCUGCCUGUCCUUCAGUCAAACUGCGAUCAAAUUGUUUUUGAGGAAUAUGGCUUCGAAAGCUACUAUCGCGGAGUUGGACCUGCUUUCAACGCAUACCACGACGCGCAAUCCCUUUUCCGAACGCCGACAGAUACCGCGACAGCUGCCAAUAUACCUGCCGAAAUUCUUCUCGUCGUCGACUCGGGAUACUCUCACACCACAGUGACACCAGUCUUCCGCGGCCGCCCACUGCAUUCCGCUGUGCGCCGACUCGACGUGGGAGGUAAACUUCUUACAAACUACAUGGCUCGACAGAUAUCUCUGCGUCAUUUUGACGUACGAAGCGAUCCUCAUAUUGUCAACGAGAUGAAAGAGUUGGCGUGCUUCGUCUCCCUGGACUUCAAGCGUGACCUGGAGAGAUGCUGGAAAGGGACGCGAGGUCAGACACGGCCAGAAUACGUAUCCGGAGCCAUUGCAAAGGAUUACAUUCUACCAGACUUCCACAAAAAGUUGAGAGGCUCUGUGCGAGAUUACGACCCAGCGAACCAUACGAAAGUACAAAAGCUUGCCGCGGCCCAAGCCGACGAAGAUGUUCUGACGCUCCGAAACGAACGUUUUGCAAUACCAGAGAUACUAUUCAACCCAUCCGACAUUGGGAUGCGACAGCCUGGCAUCGCGGAUCUCAUUCAUCAGUCAAUACACGAUCUGCCAGUCGGGCUGUGGCCUGGGUUGCUCGCCAACAUUGUGCUGGUAGGAGGCAACGCUCUUUUCGACGGCUUUGUCCAGCGGCUCCAAAAAGAGGUCGUUCAGCGAGUUCCCGAUGACUGCGUCGUACGCGUGGCACGGCCGGCCGAUCCCGUUCUGAGCACAUGGGCCGGAGCGGCCAAUCUGGCCUGCCACGCCGAUAUUGAAAAGCUCGCAGUCACAAAGCAACAGUACGACGAGUAUGGACAGGCAUGGCUAGCGCGCAAGUUUCUGACAGGUCCUGGGACUUUGUGA